Messenger RNA from Plasmodium cynomolgi strain B, 2886 nucleotides. RefSeq lists its product as hypothetical. The transcript has 4 exons. The record is from RefSeq and is a predicted model, not a curated record. Lineage: Eukaryota; Apicomplexa; Aconoidasida; Haemosporida; Plasmodiidae. Bases 1 to 2886 code for a protein of 961 amino acids.
AUGCAGAACCCCACCUACUUCGAAACGAAGGAGCGAAAUAGUCAGUCGAUCUAUCUAUACAGUAACAUCCUAUCACUCAUCUACUGCAGCUCUUUAGUGACUUACAUUUUCAUCCUGAUAUUCGACCUAGCCAAAAAGAACUACGUUGUAAAUAGCUUCUACAUCGUCAACUUGGUCUCUCACUUUAUUAUUUUUCUCCUUCUAAGUGAUAUUCAAAUGAGGAAUACAGAUUUGCGUGUAGUGACAAGCGGGGUGGACACAACCAUGUCGAGGGUUACGAUGCCCCUGGUUGAGAGGUUAUCUCCUGGGAGCUACUCAGACACAGAGAGAACAACAUCCCCAAAUGAUAUGCUGCAAAAAAAGAGGGAGAUCAAUUUUUAUUUUAAGAGGAACCUGCAGGAUAGGUUGAGCUCGGGGGAGUUCCUCAGCGUGGGGCUGUUCCAGAGGAGCGCCGCGGAGUUCAUCCUUGGCGGUGGGCUCACGGGGAUCGGCGAGGGGGGAGGAAGCCGCGAUGGGGACAACCAGGACAAAGAGAAGAGGAACAGCGACAGCGACGAGGAGCCUCCGUACACGUACGAAAGGAAGUGCCUCAAGUUCCUGUACCUGUUCAUUGUCAUCAGCUCCAUAUGCAGUGGAUACAUAAAAAUAUACCAAAAGAGAAUCAUGUACUGUAUCUUCUACGUCAACAUAGGAGUCAUCACAUCGCUCCUCAUCUUAAUGAACAGCCUCUUUAAGCUCUUCGCCCACUCCCUCAACUACGUAGUCACAAACAACAACUCAGACAUGGAUGUUAGCGGUAAGAAUGCUAGCGGCAUGGAUGCUAGCGGUAUGGAUGUUAGCGACACGGCUGUUAGCACCACCGAUAUCAACAGCACAGAAAUCAGCGACUACAUAAUCCUAUUUCUAGUCAUAGAUAUGUUUGGCCUGUUAAUGAUUUUGAUUUUUACAUAUAAAUGGUUUUAUCAGAAGAAGCUGUGGGUCAAUCUACACAGCAUUUUUUACAACUAUGAAUAUGUCUGUUUUUAUCAUAAGGAGACAUACUACCUUUAUUCAGUCGACAAAGACAUAGAUAAUAUUUUGGUUCAUAUCGAUAUGUGCAGAGAUGAUAAUAUCAGGAUAAGUUUUUCUGCGUAUAUGAGUUUGAAUAAAUCAAUUUUUUAUGAUUAUUUGCGUGUGAAUAGAUUUAGGAAGAACAAACUUCGUAUUUUGGAAAUUGAGGAUGAAACCCUCGAGGUGAAAAGUACUUACAAGGUGAUGGACCCACCGGGGGAGAGGAGCACCCCGAGCGGGGAUCGCGGGGAUCGCGGGGAACGCGGUGAGCGUGGAGAAGUGGGCCAGCGGGGUGAACGGGGCCAACCUGACCAACGGGGCGAAGUAAUCCAACUGGGCGAGGCAGACCAACGGGGCGAAGUAAGCCAGCGGGGCACUCCAUCCUUCAGCAGGAAGAAGAACCACAGCUACACCAUGAAGCCGUACAAAAUCUGCAUAGAGUCCCUGAGCAGCCUGGCCAAUUUAGGCCCCAAUGAGGAGGGGGAGGAGGAGGAGGACCUACGCGAAAGCGCAAUUCCCAAGAAUGGGUUAGCGGCUGGUCAGUUAGAGGCUAACCAGUUUGCUGCUAACCAGUUUGCGGCUACCCAGUUUGCUGCUACCCAGUUUGCUGCUAACCAGCUGAGCAACGAGAAAUCGCAGGGCCAUCUAGAAAUGAACGCCGCUCGUAGGGAGGUGGGAAACGUGCAAACGGAGAGGAGCGGCAAAAUUCCCAGCUGCGUGAAGAAGCAGGGGAGGAGGUUGGCAAAGGGAGACUCGGUACAUUUUCUGGACCAACCGGAGGGGGAAGCAGCCUGCGCGGACGCACAAGUGCACACCCAUCUAUCCCAUGAUCAGAGUACCCCGAAAGGAGCGGACGAAGCGGACGAUGUGGACGAAGUGGACGAAGCGGACGGAGCGGACGAAGCGGACGAUGUGGAGGGUGGGAAACUCUGCAGGGAAGAAAGCGUGGACCCCCAAGAGAGGGAAGAACAAAGGAGGAACGUUUUAUUAAUCCCAAAUUACGAUGAAGAGUGUAACAGAAAUGUAGACUACUAUGACGAGUGGGAGUUGUCUGACGAUGGGGGCGACUCGGGAGCUUCCUUCCUCAGUAGAGCAGAUGAAAGGAACGGCCAGGUGAAAAGCGGCCAGGUGAAAAGCGGCCACGUGAAAAGCGGCCACGUGAAAAGCGACCAAAUGAAAAUCAAAAUUUUGGAUAUCUACCAAGGGAUAAAAAAUUUCUGCUCCUCCUUCACAUUUUAUUUUUUCUUCUUCAUUUUUAUCUAUGCUUUUUUGUUAUCCAUUAUGCACAUUUUUAUUAAUUACUUUUUUUACAUUUACCUGUUUGUGUUUAACAUCAACAUUUAUGUAUCCAAUAUAUACACCAUCAUCAUGACGUUCGUUUCGCUUAUCGCUAUUCCUUUUUCUGGCUACAUCGUGGACAACAUAGGAUCGUUUUUGUCCCUGCUGUUGUGCUCCUCGUCCUUCAUCUUGGUGGCCAUAUCGGGGUCCAUAUAUUGCUACAAGUUUAACCUGAGCAUCAGCGAGUCGAUCAUCCCCACGGUUAUCAUUUCCCAGAUCCCCACUCAUAUGUGCGUGAAGAAUAAUGAAAAUAUCACGUCAGCCUUUGCCUUUUUCGAGUUGGUUACGAUGAUAAUCAUAAGUGUGAACAAUUACAUUUUUGGUUGUUUUUUAAUUAAAGAAGAGUACCUAAAGGGUCUGUAUGUCCUGUUUUUUUUCGUCAUCCUGGUGAUUAUCCUUAUCCUUUUAUUAAUUCUCACCAUUUACCUUAAGAAGAAGCGGAGCGCACGCGCUUACAAGAGCCCACGGAACGCCGACCUUGUGCAGCCUCUCCUGUGA